UAGGUGGGUGGGAGCGCCCAAACAACACAGCACCAUAUGAAGGAAGUGGAAGUUCAAGAAAAUAGAAAAUUCACCACUCUCUCUCACCUACCAUUUUAGAGAGAGAAAAUAAACGACCCUCGGAAGUACAUUCUUGGAGUCUUCUCGGAGAAAAAAUUUCGACGAUUCUAUUCAGCUUCUUCAGCUGUCAAAUACAAUCAAUUCAACUAUCAAUCUUCCGGGCACGAUUUUUUCUCAGGGAAGUUCGCCAAUUCUUGGAUAUAUACUGCAAAUUGCAAGAACUGAAAAAUUGAGGGUUCUGCUUUGCGGGAAUUUCUUGGUCGAAUGUAUUGGGGUCGAUUGUGGAUUUCAAGAUAACCCUUUAAUUGGUGAAACAUUUUUCUUAGUUUUGAAUUUUGGGGGUGAGUACUUGUAAGUAAAAGAAAUGAAUGUGGUUGGUAAAGUUAGCAGCUUUAUUACUCAAGGCGUGUACUCAGUUGCCACACCAUUUCAUCCAUUUGGUGGGGCAGUUGACAUAAUUGUUGUUCAGCAGAAUGAUGGAACUUUUAGGAGUACACCGUGGUAUGUACGGUUCGGUAAAUUUCAAGGUGUUCUCAAAGGGGCAGAGAAGGUUGUGCGAAUUGAAGUGAAUGGUGUUGAGGCCAACUUUCAUAUGUUUCUUGAUAAUUCUGGUGAAGCUUAUUUUGUUAGAGAAGUUGAUCCGGAUAAGGACUCGGAAAAUCUUGAAGACGGAAGGGAGGACAAUAGCACUGAUUUUAGUAACAGUGACGGUGGUUCAAAAGAAAAUGAUUUUUCUGGACAAGACGCGAGUGAGUUUAAUAAUGAUGAAGUAGAUGAAAUAGAGGUGCGAGAUGAACGUGUUACACUUGGUAUGGACCGGUUAGAGAGAGUUGAGUCUGAUUCUGGCAUAUUUUAUGAGCUGCAUGAUGAACAGUCUUCUAUCGAAGGUUCAGUUGAGUUUUCUGAGUAUGAUUCUAGUGGGUUCAACAGUUUAGAGAGCGUGGAACAUGCAUUAGAAUCACAGGAUUCAAAUUCAGAAGUAGUUUUGGUGAGCGUGGAUGGCCAUGUACUAACAGCACCUAUAUCAGCAUCUGAGAGAAAUGCUGAGAAUGUGGAAUUAGGUACACCUCAGUUUCACCUUGGCCCAGGUGAAGGGACUGAAAAUUUUAACAGAGUUGAGGAUCCGUGGAAUGCUGAUUAUUUGAGGGAGCUUGAUGCCUCAGCACAUGAAGUUACUACUGAAAACAUUUGCAAAGGAAACAGUGAGACUCGGUCUUCUGAACAGCAAUUAGAGCUUAGUGGAGGAGAUGGGGAGCAUUUGUGCCAUGUGGAAGAAACUCAGGACUCAGCUGAUCAGGACAAAGAGCUUUGCACCGAGAGUUCUGAAUAUACAACUACUAGGUUCAAGAGGCGUGAGGUUUUCAAAAGUUGUGUGGAGCUUCUAGAAUUGGAACUGCAGUCUCCAACCAACAAUCAGGAAAAUGUGGGUUCUUCAGUGGAGAUUCUUGAGGCUGCUAAUGAUCUGAAUGAAAAGUCUCCUCUGAGUCCUUCGAUAAAUGAAACUGAAGAGGGUAAUGUUGAAAUAUCGAGAGAUAGCAAUGAAUUGUCUACCCAUGAUACUGGAGAUCCGGGCAGUGUCUCUUCGCCAGAGUUACAGGUUGAAGCUGCAACCAAUGAAAGAAAUACUUCUCAUAUGAAUCAUGACGGUUCUGAUAGCAUGCCUGUUCAAUCUGUUAGCAACAAUCAGGAAUUGCAAAAACAAUUAGAAGCACACCCAACAGCCAAAAGAGUGCAUAAUGAUCAGGAAUCUCAUACUGAUGAAUGUAGUAAAAGUGAAUCUCAUGCUGAUGCUUCAAUCGAAGAUGGGAAAUCAGAUUUAUUGGCAAAACUGGAGAUAUCGCUCUGUGGAAACUUGCUUCAUGCUGGAAUGGGUUUAAAUGCAGCAGAAGAUGCCUUUAACGCAAACUGUGUAUCAUUGGAGGAAUUUAAACUUUCAGCCUCGUCAAUUGUGAAGAAUGAAAACCUGAUUGUUAGACUACAGGGGAAGUACUUACCGUGGUGUAAAGCUGCACACAUUGUUCUUGGUAUGGCAGCUUAUGGUUUGGAUCUCCCAGUUGAUGUGCACGACAUAAUCCCUGUGGAACAGGAGGUCCCAGGAGCCAAGGAAGAUGAUUCAGCAACGACUCCGACUCAAUCAGGCGGAUGGAGGCUCUGGAGACCAUUUAGGAGGGUCAAGACACUUGAGCAUAACGUUAGUAACUCAUCAAACUUUGUUGAUUCAGACUCUGUGUCACAGGGCCAACGUGUUUCAAGUCCCUUAGCCCGCUCAGUGUCAAGUCCCGUAGCCCGUGCUGUUUCAACUCCCACAGCCCGUGCGGCUGCCGACUCUCCCCGCAAGAAAAUUAUUAGAACAAAUGUCCCUACUACUGAUGAAAUUGCAUCUUUGAAUCUAAAAGAGGGACAGAAUAUGGUGAAUUUUGUUUUCUCUACCAGAGUUCUUGGAUCCCAAAAGGUCGAAGCUCAUAUAUACCUGUGGAAGUGGAAUACUCGAAUUGUAAUCUCUGAUGUGGAUGGGACAAUUACCAAGUCUGAUGUUCUUGGUCAGUUUAUGCCUUUGGUUGGAAAAGACUGGACACACUCCGGGAUAGCUCGUCUUUUUUGUGCAAUAAAGGAAAAUGGAUACCAGCUUUUAUUUCUGAGUGCACGUGCAAUUGUUCAAUCAUACUUAACCAAAAGUUUUCUAUUCAAUCUCAAGCAGGAUGGGAAAAGCUUACCUAGUGGACCCGUUGUUAUUUCCCCCGAUGGCUUAUUUCCUUCAUUGUUCCGAGAAGUAAUAAGAAGAGCUCCUCAUGAAUUCAAAAUUGCCUGUUUAGAGGAUAUCAAGGCGCUCUUCCCCCCUGAUUAUAAUCCGUUUUAUGCGGGUUUUGGUAACCGGGACACUGAUGAGCUCAGUUAUCGGAAAAUUGGGAUUCCAAAGGGCAAGAUCUUCAUAAUUAACCCCAAGGGAGAGGUGGCCAUUAAUAACCGUGUUGACGUGAAAUCAUACACUUCGUUGCACACACUAGUUAACGACAUGUUCCCACCAACAUCACUGGUCGAGCAGUGGAAAAUGCCCUUGCCUGACAUUGAUUAACUGUAGAUGUACGUUCCGUCCCAAUUAAAUUCUUUGGGUGGCUAGAGACGAUGCUGGAAAGUUUUUUCACCCUACCAGUAUUCUUCUAUUCGUCAUCUUUUUUUCGCCCCUGAAGAAUACGUUUCAGUAGACUCGUUAUUAAUUGUAAAAAAUCGUAAAAGAUCAGAAUCCAAUCCUGUUGUAUUGAAAUGUACCUUAUAGAGUUCUCUAGUGAAUAAAGCAAAUUUAUGCUACUGCACUCUUCUUGAUUCUUGAAAAGGCAAGGAAUUUUUAUGACAGCAGGUUGAUUGUGCUUUA
This is a messenger RNA of Sesamum indicum (sesame), 3430 nucleotides long. NCBI's taxonomy places the organism in Eukaryota, Viridiplantae, Streptophyta, Magnoliopsida, Lamiales, Pedaliaceae. The record is from RefSeq and is a predicted model, not a curated record.